Molecule: messenger RNA, 1024 nt
Organism: Saitoella complicata NRRL Y-17804
Lineage: Eukaryota; Fungi; Ascomycota; Saitoellomycetes; Saitoellales; Saitoellaceae
Product: tRNA 2'-O-ribose methyltransferase
Exons: 1
Coding region: 40-885 (281 amino acids)
Biological process (GO): tRNA methylation; cytoplasmic translation
Cellular component (GO): cytoplasm
Molecular function (GO): tRNA methyltransferase activity
Source: RefSeq, a predicted model, not a curated record
ACCCGAUAAGACCGAAAAAUCUGUAAAACGAUCAGAAAAAUGGGAAAGUCGAGUAAGGACAAGCGUGAUGCUUACUACCGUCUGGCGAAGGAGCAGGGGUGGCGUGCGCGGUCGGCGUUCAAGUUGUUGCAGCUUGACGAGGAGUUCAAUCUUUUCGAGGAUGUGAGACGGGUCGUGGAUCUUUGUGCGGCGCCUGGGUCGUGGUCGCAAGUGCUUUCGAGGAAGCUUGCACAGAACGUGCCUGCUGGUGAAGCCCCGACGAUUGUUUCGCUCGAUUUGCAACCCAUGGCGCCGUUACCGGGUGUUACAACGCUACAGCUCGACAUUACCCAUCCUUCAACACUACCAACCGUCAUGCACCACCUUGGAGGGGAACCAGCAGAUUUGGUGGUAUGUGAUGGUGCACCAGAUGUUACUGGUCUCCAUGACUUGGACGAAUACAUCCAGGCUCAGUUGCUGCUGGCAGCACUUACUUUGGCUACCUGUGUCCUUCGCCCUGGAGGAACCUUCGUCGCCAAGAUUUUCCGUGGUCGUGAUGUCGGCCUUCUAUACGCUCAACUGAAGGUCUUUUUCGAGCGUGUAACAUGCGCAAAACCUCGUUCAUCGCGUGGAUCCUCCCUGGAAGCUUUCGUUGUGUGCGAGAACUAUACUCCGCCAGAAGGAUUCACUCCUACGCUGGAGAAGCCAUUAAGUUUGCCGAGUGGAGGAAGUGAAGGAUGGAUUGCGCCUUUUAUUGCAUGUGGUGAUUUGAGUCAACCUGAUUCCGAUGCGACGUAUCAUCUUGAGGGUGGUGCAGAGAGAGUGAGUUUGGAUCCUGUACAGCCGCCGACAGCGCCGCCGUACAAAAGGGCUGUGGAAAUGAGAAGACAGAACUUGGUGCAGUGAUAGACGGUUUGGAAGGGAGCAUAGGGGGCCUUACCAGAGAAACCGGCACAUAUGGAAUGGGAACAUUGCCAGGCAUACAUCGAAAGAUCGCUUAGAAAGAGGUCUCGCUGUCUAGAGAACAUGGAGAACAAAAGACAUG